AUGAGCGGGAACGAAUUCAGGUUCUUCCUCUCCUGCGAUAUCAAUCUCCCGGUGACAUUCCGGAUCGAUCGGUUGGAAGGAAACUUGCAGCAGCCUUCCGUUUCUCCCCCAGGUAAACUGGCGACCACAUCGGGCUUCCUCUCCCCGUUGUUCUUCCUCGCCUCGUCCCUUCUUCCUUGCUGUUGGCUCCAUUUGGUGAUGGGGACCGGCUCCGGUGAAAAGUUAGCGGUGUUCUGGGGAAAUUCUUCGUGGUGUUUUCGAUUUUUUAAAUUGACAAUUCAGGCGAGACGAGUGGCAGAUCAAUCUCUCUGCCCUAGCUCGCCCCUGGGCUCCGGGGUUUGGAUUGUGGAGGUCUUAGUCUCACUUUGAGAAGUCGUAUCCAUUGUGUAUAUAUCUCUCGUUGCGAGGCACCAGCCGGGUGUUUAUGUUUUCUUCUUGAAAAAUACAAAUUGACAGUCACAACGUUUGUUUUUUGUUUUUUCUCCUUAGAAUCUGGUUCGUUAUCCGAGGGCAGAAGCGCGGAGUUGUUUGUUGAGUGUGCAUUGUACCUCGACGGUUCUCUGUUUGGACUACCCACGCGAACAAGGUGGCAUCCAUUUUACGCUCUUGGAAAAUUGAUGUUUAAUUAGAUCGUUGUCCCUGAAUCAGAAUUCCAUUCCGUUUCUGUUUAUCAUUUCAACUCGUGUAAUUUCUAGCAUUUACCUGAAAGACCAGGUUAGAAUCUUCAGGACAGCCAUACUGUUGGAAUGAGCUUAUCACACUGAGCACCAAAUAUCGGGACUUGACUGCCCAUUCACAGCUUGCAUUAACUGUAAGUUAGAUGUUUAUGGUGUUAUCACGAAUGCAGCAAUUUUGUCAACCUUUAAUUACGGUCUGGUCUACUUCUCUGGAAAUGUGUGUUCAUGCCCCAGUUAUGUGGAACCUCUUCACCUGCCAUUCUGUCAGUGAACCGAAAAGUAUCAUGCUGUUCUUUUUUCCGUCGGACUGCUGUUUUUAAGGGAACGCCUGCUGAAAAAAGGGAGAAGAAAGAAGUGGCAUAUCGUUAUUUUUUCCUGUCCAGCUCCUCUUUUAUUUGGUCCAUCUGAAAAAAAAUAUAAAAAGUAUUUUUUUCUGAGAUACGCAGGACCCUCUGUUCUGAAUCGUUUAUUUUUUUUAAUGCAUAUUUACAGUGAGAACGCUGAUUGUUGUAGUAUCCAUGUAAUAUGAUCUGUUGUACUAUUCUUAAUAGGGAAUGAGAUGUAGUGUGGACGGUUGUCUGGUUUCUGCUUUGUAUUUGUUUGAUAUUCUGGCUGAAAUGUUCCAUCCAUCCUGGACCUAUGAAUAGUUAAAUUAUUUGGAUUUCUUCAUGAAGGCAUUGGGUUCGUACGCAGGUUUGGGACGUAUCGCGUGGCAAGGGGAAGGUUCCUGUUGGUGGAGCAACUGUUCAUCUUUUUAAUAACAAAAAGCAACUUAAGACUGGAAAACAGAAGCUUCGGCUUUGGCUAGAAAAAGAAGCAGAUGGGUCAUAUCCAACUACAACACCUGGAAAGGUUUGCUUCAAUAAUUAUAUUAUUAUAUUUAUCUAAUCUGUUUCUAAUGCCUAAACUAAGUUACAUGUGCCGAAUCUGUAUUAGGACUGGAUAUUUUCUUCUGAAAAGACAAAAAUUCACCGAGUUCUUUUUCUCGAUUCGAUUAGGUUCCAAGACAUGAGCGUGGGGAGCUGGAGCGCAUUGAAAAUCUUAUUAAUAAAUAUGAAAGAGGUCAGAUUCAACGAAUUGAUUGGUUGGACAAUCUGGCCUUUAGGGCUAUGGAGAAAGUUAUGGAGAGGGAAAAUUCUAGAUUGGGGAAUUCGCACUUGAGUCUGAUAGUUGACUUCUGUAGUUUUGAACACAGAGUGGUUUUUCAGGUCAGUGCUUACCAGUGGUUGUUGUUUGAUCAUUACUCUUAUCAUAGAUAUGCCUGGUGCGUGCUGGAAUCGUUCUUAAAUGUUUAAUGAUAGCCUCCUAUUUUCUACAACGGGUUUUAUUUUAUGUUUACACCUGAUACGUUUUAGUUAAUACUGUAUUGCUAAACUUUAGCUUUGUGUCCUGAACACAUGCAUGAAUCUAAUGAAAUAUUUUUAGUGUGUAAAUGCAUGUUUGCACAUGACUGCAGAUUAGUAGAUCAUUUCCUACAUGUGAAUGCAAAACACUUUCGAUGAAUGAAUCCCACAAAAGAUUGCCAAGUUUGCUUUACUACCUUUCAGUUUCUAUGCGGCAAUAAGUCUGUUGAUCUCUGAGUUUGUUUUGUGGAUCAAAUGUAGGCAAUGCCUUUUGGUAAUUUCCUAUGACCAACCCUUUUAAUUUGAUGUCAUAGGUUGGAUUUAGUCUAGACAGAUGCUUAUUAUAAACCUAAUCCUGAUGAACGACUAGUAGACUGGGACGAAGAAAAGGAAAAAAAGUGGGAAUAGGGAUAUCAGCGCAGAGCAUGGCCUAUAAAUCCAAAGAGCAGUGAGGAAAGCAGGCUUGGGGAAAAUAGAUUGUCCCAGCAGUUUCAUUUGGUACAUAGGUAUGUCAAUGCAUAGCGAGAACUUGUCUUCCACGAAUAUCUAUUUUUUAUCUCAAUCAAUUACAAGUUUAGUAUAACAUGAGUUACCAGCGUGGCUCCAACAGUAUCCAAAAUACAUUGUCAAAAACUCAUCCCCAAGUAAUGCCAGGCAUGUGAUCUACGAGCAUUCCUCUUCUUGCAUGUUGAGAAUAAAUAGUUUAAAAAUGGAUCGCUGCUUGUCAAAGAGAAAAUCCAUUUUAUGCUGGUUAGACUUGUUCAGUCAGUUUACCUUAUCUACAAAUUGGGUUUGUUCAAGUGUUAGAUACUGCAAGAUGAUUAUUGAAUAGGCUGGUUGGUGUUGAGUGUAGAUAGUAAAUAAAACGCCUAAAAGAACCAUAUGAAUCGCUACCCUAUACAAUAGUUACCCACGACCGACUUUUUCGGUGAAUUAUUUGUUUAGGCAUGCAUCUUUGACGGGAACGUGUUAGAUCUUUGUGAAAAGUUAUCUCAUAUUUUGUAUGUUUAUCCACGGAGACAAUUUCUUGACUAAUCCAGAAUUUUCCAUGUCUUCAAUAUUUAGCAUAUCCUAAGGUAAAGUUAGAAUAAUCAUUUUUUUUGCUUCCCAAUUUGUCUUUGGGUUUCACAAUUAAGAUAGCAUUACUGCUACUCUCUCUCCCCCCCCUCAGUUUGAAUCCGAGAAAGUAAGAGCAUACUAGUAAUGGCAGAACGGUUAUUAAAGGCUAAAAUUGUACCUGUUCUUAUGCCUAAAGCCUUAACUGUGCAGCUGUAAUUCCUUGUCUACUGUUCCAAAAUGAGUUAACAUAUUUGACUUUUAUAAACCGCAUAUGUUCAGGUGAACACUUUGCCAAAGAAUAAAUAGCUUGCCCAUUACUCCCACAAACGCCGGUCUAAAAUUACUUAUUUUGAUAAAUGCAUCACUGUUUCAUCUUCUAACCUAAUUUUUUACGUCUUAAAUUUUAAAAAAUAGACCUCAGGAUUUGGGAAAAAAAUUUAAGUCAUUAUCUCAUGCCGAAACUGAAUGGUUUGAUAUUGAUGAGUGACGUUUUGGAUCAUCUGAGUUUAUUGAACGAUCACCGGCUUAUAUUUCUAAUAUGGUUGCUUUUUGGUGAAUGUAUUUUUUUUGAGUUUCUAUGUUUAAAUUAUGUAGAAUUUUCUGUGUGUUACAUCUGAAAGAAAAAAAAACGUUACAUUGGAUUUCAGGAGUCGGGAGUUAACUAUUUCUUCCCAUCAUCUGUAUCUUCGUCAAAUGAACUUGUGACGGUCUGGGAUCCUGAAGUGGGGAAAAGUAAUCCUUCUGAGAACAAGCAACUAAAGCUCGCCAGAAGUUUGACGCGCGGGAUUAUAGAUAUGGAUUUAAAACCAAGCAGUAAUGAUUGGAAGUAUGUUCAAGCUCCACUUUUCGUAUUCAUUUGUUCAACUUUACUGUAAAUGAGGCUUCCCUAAAAAUGGUAUAUAAUUCAAUGUUUGUACCCAGUUUGGUUUAGAAUCAAUCAUCUGACCUUUCAACUUUGGAUCUCUCUUUUUCUGAUGAUUGUCUUUUAGGCGUUUGGUUACAUUACGAAUGCAUUUCUGUUGCUAAUGGCAUUUAGUUUUUUUAGGAUAAUUAAGGUUUCCCAUUUAUUUGACAAGCGUUCACUGUUUGCAAGAUUUUUAGCCCUCUAUUUAUGAAUAUUACGUUUGUUGUGGUGAAAAUAUAACAAACCUUUGUAUAAACUAGUUUUGAUAGUAUCAUUGAAAUGCUCUAUUUAUAUCACAACCCUUAAUUGAAAAUAAACUUCUCUCAUAAUCUCGCACUGUGAUUGAAGAUCAAUACAAAGGAUUCUGAAGUACCCUCCCACCCGCACUCUAAGUGGAGAAGAGAGGCAACUACUGUGGAAGUUUCGUUUCUCCUUAAUUUCUGACAAGAAGGCCCUCACGAAGUUUCUCCGAAGUGUUGAGUGGAGUGAUGCUCAGGUCAGACUUCUCUUUAUGUACUAGCGCUCAGUUGAUUGUCAGUAUCUUUCAUAUACCUUUGCCCAUAUCAUAAAUCUCCAAUUUCCUACAAUAUUUCGUCUAAAGGAAAACUUUUGUGUUGUUACUUCAACUGUUUCUUCGAAAUGGAAAGUACACAGUUUAGGAAUAAAGUCAAAAUAACGAAGAAGGAUAUGAAUCUAUAACUUGACAAAGUGUGCAAAGGUUUCCCAUCUUGGCUUGACUUGAUCUGACUUAUAGAAUCUGAUACUAGUUGGACUUGCUUUGUCCUGAUCCGCAAUUUUUGUAUCAUUAGAUAUGUGUAUCUGGUUCGAAACCAAUAGCUUUGUGGUACCUUUGAAGUUUGUGCGUGUCUUUUGGGGUCGUAGAAAGUUAAGAAUACAUACUGGUUAUUUGCAUAUGGAUUACUGGAGUUUUAUAUUUCUGUUUGAUUGAGUUUUAUUUUCCCUGAAUAAGUGGGCUUGCUUUAUUGCUUUCUUGACUUCUGAAUACUCAGAAACAAAUGAUUAAUCUGUUAAUUCGUUACAGGAGGCAAAGCAGGCGGUAGAACUGAUGGGAAGGUGGGAAAUGAUUGAUGUCACUGAUGCACUUGAGCUCCUCUCUCCGGUUUUUGAGAGUGAAGAGGUCAGCAUCUGAUUCUGCGUAUUAAAAAUUUUUACUUCGCAGGUGCCCUUUUGCGUUUUGCGAUGUUAGCCAGAUCUGUUGGUGUUUCUUGUUUAUAAAUGUCAUCAUUAUUCGCGAAAGUUUGAGGUACUUUAUGGAAUCCUACGACUUAGCUUGCGUACAUCAGUGCAGAUAUUAUACUCGCGUACUGUCUCUUGUUAAAUAUGAAAUUGAUCUUGAGUUAACCGAUGACUGAAAAGAAAGGGGAACCAGUAAGCUAGCAAUUCUUGGAUGAUUCAUGAGAAGUUUCUUUUUUAUCCUUAAACUAUGAAUCUCGUAGUAUAAAACAUUUAGUUUCUGAAGCCAAAUAUCUCACUUCAUUCUGAUCACUGCACUUAAAUUUUUGUGAUAUCAUUCUUUCCCCCCUCCCUCUGGCAACACAGAAUAUGGUUAAUAAGAUAUUUGCUUUGUUUCUGCGGAUAUUUGCUUUCAAUUUUUAUGGAAUGAUUUAUGGGGGCUUACUUUCGAGGAGAUCUUGGUUUUAAAUAUGCUUUUUUGAUAUUCACGAAUAAUCCUUGCUAUGAUCUUGUGACGGUUUUGUUCAUCACUCGGUCUACAUCGGAGAAAAAGCUGCGAAAGAUGGCUUGGGGUAAGCAUUGCACGAAGUGUUAGAAUAGGUGAUGUUUCAGAACCAAAGUCAGAGAGUUUUUUUUCACGACAGAAAUUUCUUUAUUCCCUUGAAUCUUUAUUGUUCAGUAUACUGAAUGCGGUGAUUUGAGAGAAAUGAGGAGAUAAAUUGAAUAUAUAAAAAAAAUCUGCCAGAGAGUGGUCUCAAAAAAUUUAUGUACUUUGAGGGGUGAUGUCACUUCCAUGGAAAAUUUAAGACGAGAUUGCAUUAAGGACAAAUCUUUAUGCACUUAUUUUUAUAUCGCACUCGAAGAUAAGUUGAAUCAAAUACUGGAAGUUUGUUGAGGGGAAGUCAUAAUGGGAUGUUUUGUUAGAUUUCGGAUAUGCUUGGAAUAAGUUUCUUGUGGAGAUGGAUAGAGACAUUGGAGUGUAUGGGUUAGUCACAUGGAAUAAGUUUGUUGCAGAUAUGGUGUGCAGCCGUAUUGGCUGUUUUUCUAAAACAUUUAGUUUUUCGAGGAUGGACCAAUUCUGUAUUUUCGGGAGUAUAUGAUUCUUAAUCAGAUGAAGAGAGGAAGACAUGAGAGAGUAUCUGCCCACUUUUUGUGGGAGGUCAUGUAGCCUUCAGUGUCUUAGAAAACGCUACACUAUGCCUUACCCUAGUACACCAUUUUCUUCAGUUUGACUUUGCUGUAAUCAAAUAUUAUGGAUAGCUGGAGUUUAUUUCCUACGAUUAGGCACAAUUGAGAACAUCUAGUCAUUGCUGGAUUUCUCGAAUAGUUGUUCUUGCAGAAGUAAAAACUAUGUGCUUUUGAAGCGUUUCAUUGACCUUUUUAUAAUUUUAUAGAUAUGGAUUUAUAUGGGACGUAGAUAUACUUAUGUUUCUGUAUUUGUAAACCGAGUUUACGAGGAAAUAAUCCGUCAUUCACAUAUCUACUUAGGCUAUGUUGAUAUUUCUAUGGUUGAGAUGAAUUCCAUUUUAGCCAUUUGGUUUGUUGAGAACCAUAAGGGAUACAUCUUGGGGCGUCUUUGCAUGCUAAACCAUUAUUCUUUUCACCAACGCUUUUUCUUUCAUCACUACAGAGUUUUGGUUGUAUGGAAUUCUGUGAAUAUUUUAUUACCUGUCUUUGGGUGCAUGCGUGUCUUGUUUUUUCUUUUGUUGUUGAAGCACUCGUAUAUUCUAUCAUGUCUUAGCCAUUCUUAUUUCACCGAGAUCCUGUAUUUAUGUUUAUAACUUUCUGACUUUGAUUUGUUGCACAGGUUCGUGCUUAUGCUGUAAGUGUCCUUGAAAGAGCUGAUGAUGAAGAGCUUCGGUGUUACUUACUACAGCUUGUUCAAGCACUUCGAUUUGAACGUUCUGAUAAGUCCCGCUUGUCACUUUUCCUAGUACAGCGCUGUAUGUAUGAUUUACCAUUCUAUCUCUGAUUAAUUAAAAUGCAUUAGCUUAUUUUUCUUUCCUAUAAGCUUCUUGCCACUGGUUUUCUCAAGGGUGUCGAGCGUUUUUUCUUAGUACAAAUUGGGAAUCUUGGUGAAAUGUUUGACCUAAAGUCACAAGUCAAACUUGGUGAAAUGUUUAAUCUUGCCACUGCACGCUGCUUCUAAUUGUUGAGUUUAAUUAGAGACCAUGCACGUAUGCUAUGGCCUACAGUACUUGUCAGAGGAUGCUCUUAAUUCAUAUGGGAGAAGUGCAGUAUUGAAUUCUUGUAUUGCCAUUUAGUCAAUGAAAAUUCUCCUCUUAAUAUUAUACUUGGAGUUUCUAAAAUAUUUUUACUUUUUUGACAGCGGUACACAAUAUCGAAAUAGCUAGCUUCUUUCGUUGGUAUCUAACUGUGGAGUUUCAAGAUCCUGCCUAUGCAAAACGUUUUCAUUGUACACACGAAAUACUAGAAGACCAUAUGAAGAAAGUAAGAAUCUUUUUAUCCUGUUUUGGAUCCUCUUAGAUCUUUAUUUUUUCGGUUCCUUGCUUCUGUAUUUUGCCGUGUGCUGUAUCGUUGGUGAGAUUUUAUCGUCAUUUUGCUGAUUGCAUCAUAUCUUCACAGUUCUGGCGGCUCUAUAUAUGAAAAACACAGACCUUUCAGCCAUUGGAUGCCUUUUUCGUGUGCAUUUGUUUGCCUGCCUAUUGAGCACCAUGCUCCUUAAUGCCAUUAUGGCACUUUGUCUUCUUUCUUGCAGAAUGCUCAGUCUUUCAAUGUUAUUUGCAACUGGAGACGUUUUUUCCUGUUUAUCUUUGGGCCAUAUCUCCACUGAAAAAUUUUCAGCCCUGGUUGAAAUUGCUUUCAGUGUUUUUUUAUGUAGCUUUACCUCGGAAAAAAGAUGAAAAAAAUUUAUUCAAAUUAACAUUUUUAAUAUCUAAAAACGAGAUAUGAAUACAUAAAUUUUAAAAUAGUAGAAUUAAAAAACCUUAGGAAAAAGAGAUACCCCCCAAGGGGAGAUGGAAAAAGGGUGUCUGAGGAGGUGAAAGUUGAUAAAAAAAAUUCUGAUAACCGACCGAAUUGAAAGUUGAGAGGAUCUGGGUAGUGAAACCUUCCCAAAAACAGAAAACAUUUCAAAUCUUUAAUCACUUCAGGAUUCACGUCGACAUCUAAUGAACCUAAGGAUGGUACGCAUUGAAAGGAGUAUUCUGCUGAAGGAGGAACAUGUGCAAUUGUAUCUCGGUGUAGAUCUAGGUCACCAUUUGUUCCUGAUCUGACCUUGACUAUGCCAAGAGUUUGGGGGGUGUAUGACUUGCGAACUGGCGAUAAUAGAAGUGAAGGGUUCUCUUGACAUAAUCAAUCGGCUGAUUUAUUUGAUCCGACUGGGUCAGAAUCAGAUCAUGUUUUAUGGAUCAGAAUCUGUUUUAUGGAUCAGAUCAUGCCAAGGUCACCAUUCAUGUUUUAUGGGUCCGACUGGUUCAGAAUCUGGCUGCCCAAUCAUGCUUUAUGGAUCAUGGUCACAGUUGAGAGGGUUACUUCAGAGUUGGAUGCUAGUUUCCAUGGAAGUCAUUUAGGGAAGAGGCGAGCAACCCCGUUCCAGAAAAUGCCCAGGGCGAACCUAAUUGUCAUGUUAGAGUAUGGUCAGCAUCAAACCAUGUUGGGUGAACUAAACAUAGGGUUAUCCCAGAAGUCUUGAAAAUAAAGUCAGCUUGGACUCUAUCAGUCUGCCGCUCAUGUUUUCGGGUUUCAACUGGGUCAGGACCCUUUGAACGUUUUUGGUCAGUUUGUGGGCCUUCUUGCCAUUAUGCAGUGUAACAUGGAAGAAGAGAAGUGAAGAAAAAGUUAAAGAAAGAGGAAGAAGAACUACCACUGCCACUGUGUUUUGGUUUAUCGCCAUUUCCCCCAUGAACUGGCCUGAGUCGAGCUGAGUCGAUAAAUCAUUGUACUGGGUAAGCUCCUGGCGGAAAUCUGUCCUCUAUAGUUAAAAAGUUGCUAGAAGUAAAUUGGAGAAAGAUGAAUGAGUCGCUGCUCGGAACUGAUAUAUGCAGACAAAAUUCUACGAAGGAAAGAAGUUUUGGAAAUUAAGUUCCCAAUUCAGGAUAUUUUGAUAUUUUUAGGAUACAAAGAUAGGACAAGCAUAUCACAACUUUUCUAUUUGAGCUCAUUAUAUUGCAUGAUUAUCAGAUUUCAUGGGCACUUUCCUUUGAUCAGUUGGCAGGUAGUGAUGAAGAUGAAGAUGGAAUCAGAUUAUGGGAAAGUUUAAUACGCCAGACUGGUUUGACAGCACAGCUAUGCACAAUUAUGAGGGAUGUGAAAGGUGUGCGGGGGGGGACACAAAGAAAAAUUGAAAAGCUAAGGCAGCUGCUCUCCGGUCUUCAUAGUGAGCUUACCUAUUUUGAAGAGGUGAAUAUAAAUUUACCGUUACAUAUUUUCUGUCGUUGGAUGUGACUACUGCAUGUGAUUUAGUUAAAGUUUUGACCUUACCUUUUCUCUUUGUUCUGGUUCAUGCAGCCAAUUCGCUUACCUCUAGCACCAGAUGUACUCAUUACUGGGAUUGUGCCCGAAGAGUCAUCAAUUUUCAAAAGUGCAUUGAAUCCUCUUCGUCUGUCAUUCCAAACAGCUACUGGUGGACGCUGUAAAAUAAUGUUCAAGAAGGGAGAUGAUAUCCGGCAAGAUCAAUUGGUAUUCUGCUAAUUGUUAACAUUUAAUUCAUGAUGAUGCUAUCAUCUCCAUAUGCCUUUUCGACAAAUGUUUGGGAAACACCUUGGCAUGUUCUUUAAUAGUCUCAAGGAGAAAACUAACUAAAAUCCUGCGGAUUUGCUAACUGAGCUUUUUUUUGGUAUUGAAUCUUUUUCCCCCUAGAAUUAAUAUGUUGAUAGGCGAACAUCGCUUUUGUUAUCAUGAGUUUUUCAGGUGGUUCAGAUGGUAUCUCUUAUGGAUCGCUUGCUUAAGUCAGAAAAUCUUGACUUGCAUUUAACCCCAUAUAGAGUGUUAGCGACUGGACAAGAUGAGGGGAUGCUUGAGUUUGUACCUUCCAGUUCAUUAGCACAGGUAAAUGAAUCCUGCAUUAAUUAGUUGUUGUCACUGAGUGACAAAUUGAUUUGCAUGUUUGAAGAUUGCAGGUUCUGCAAAUCAUCAGUUGAAGUGAAUAAAUGUCUAUGUACACUUAUAAUAGGAGAAAGGUCCCAUAGACCUGCAGAAGCAUGUAGUUUAUUUAAGAUUGCAUACUAGAAUAUGUUGUACAGUUAUAUGAAAACUUACUGUUCACCCAUAACUGCUUGGUUUAGCGUAGGCCAAACCCUAAAUCGUGCCUCGGACAUUUACAUUUGAUGUGCUCUAGUGAUUAGAGUGUGAAAACACUCCUUUACGGAUUGUUCAGGUCUGGUGAAAAACAUUCUGAGUUGGGCUGACCGACUACUUCGUUGUUUAUAUUCAUGGUUUCGUAGCUAAAACAACAACUUAACUACUCUAAGAACAAGAAAUAGCUUAUUGUUUUAUCAUAUCAUAAAUGAAAUUUUCAGCCAUUAGUCAAACAAACGUAAACGGAUGAAUCUACUAUUGAUUGAAAAGAACAGAGCAAGGGUAGAAUAAGUUCCUCAGUUUUGUGUGUAAACUUGAUAAAAACAAUUUUUCCCGACUGUUGGAUAGUAAGUGAUCUAACAAAGGCAGUAUCUUCUUUAUUGGAAUUAUUUAAAAAUGUUAUUGAGUAAUUUUUUUAAUUUUCCUGCUUUUUAUGUAACUUUAAAAUGUGUGCACAUUAAUUACAACAUGAGUUCGUGAAAACAAGUUAUAAAAGGCAGUAUGUGAAACAAAUCCUCAUAGGCUGUCCUGCUAGUUAAUUUCUCUUAGAAGAUUAAUAUCGUGGCAGGUUCUCUGGAAUUACAUAUUUUGUUGCACCACAUCAUUGUCAUUCUCUGUCCCUGUCUUGCUAUGUGUUAAUUUACUUGGUCAUAGAUCUCUCUUUUGCGAACAUGUAACUUUUAUUCUCUCAGAUGAUCUGAUUCUAUGAAUCGUACACAAUCUCGUUUAUUACUAUUUUCUUCUGUGUAAUGGACAAAGGCAAGUAUAAAGGAGAGUAGUAUGACAAUUUUUCUCUUUAGAUUUUAUCAGAGCACCGUGGCAUUGUCAACUACCUUCAAAAGUUCCAUCCAGAUGAUGAUGGGCCGUUUGGGAUUACGGCAGUAUGUCUUGAGACUUUCAUAAAAAGUUGCGCAGGCUAUUCUGUUAUCACGUACAUUCUUGGUAUUGGUGACAGGUAACCUUAUUUUUAGUUUAAUAUUUUCCAAUUAUUUCGACUUAUUUCCUAGUCUCCUCGACAUGCAGAUUUUUACCGCAGCUUUAUUUCCAUGAGUUUUUUGAAUCAUGCUUUAUUCUUAGAUGGUUUGUGGAAAAGUGUUUCGAACUCCUAUUUCUUCCGAUUUUGUUUUUAUGUUGGACGAUUGCUUGCAUUUCUUCCUCCCAGGCAUCUGGAUAACCUUCUUCUUAGGGAUGAUGGACGACUCUUCCAUGUUGACUUUGGUUUUAUUCUGGGCCGGGAUCCCAAGCCAUUUCCACCACCAAUGAAGCUUUGCAAAGAAAUGGUGGAGGCCAUGGGUGGUGCUGAAAGGUUAUUUCAGAUCUAUACCUUUUUGGACGUUUUAUUUCUACAACUCAAUGCUUCUUGGAAAGUAUUCAUUACACAUUUUGUUAUGGAUUAUUUGUGGUAUUUCAUUUUUGGUGUAUCCUCUCGCUCGACUGUCUGUCUGUCUGUGUGUCAAUAUCUGUCUGCCUCUCUUCCACCAGCUGUAAGUGCUGGACUUGUGUGCACAGCUGCUGAAGAAAAAAUGUUGUUAAUUUUGGAUUAUCCGGAAAAUAACUCUUGACUUCCUAGCGACGCGCUGAUCUCACGGUUCUCAUUUUGCUGAUGAAAAUCCAGAUGACAGAGGCUUAUAAGUUGCUUUCCUUUGUGACAUUUGAGCUUCUGGAUUUCGCCCAUACGCCCAAUUAGUACCUGCCAUAUUAUUCUUGAAACGGUUUAGUGGUUGUUUAGAAUGUGUUAACAAAGUAGAAAACCUAUGAAUAAUAUUACGGACGUUUUGAAGAUUCUGGUUUUUUAGCUUCAAAGCUAAUACAAUUUUAUUUUUUUUACGCAUUUUUUGCACGUUGUGUUGUUCCAAAAUGUCUAAAUGAUGCUCGGUUCAUAUAUCAAGUUACAAUCUUCGUUGUAUUGGUUCAUAUGAAUAAUGUCAUUGGAUCUCCGCAAUGUAUUCGGAAAAUUUCAAAGGUAGCAAUCUGUUGUGUAAUCUUGGAAUUUUCGAUGGGAACAUUGGCUGUGUAAAGACCUGAACCAUGCAUGACCUUGUGAAUGGUUGGCAUCAAGAAGACAUUGGGUCAAAUUUUGCCAAAGCUUUGCAUGUUUCAUUUGUUCUUGCAAACAACAUUUAAUUUGGUUUCAGAGAACUUGUCAAUGCAACGGAGAAACUUGCGGGAAUCAGGUCUUCGACAUUGAGCUAGGGACAUAUAUUUUGCUUACAGAGAAUUAGGAAGCAGUAAACCCGAAUCGUCGGAUCUCUACACCCUUGCAAUGAUGCAUUUAUCUCUCUCAUCUAAUUGGAGUGAUAAAGAGUUUUCUAAUUUUGUUUCUUAUUUUUUUGACACUCAAAGCAUGGACUAACUAACGUGGGAUUUAAUAUGGUGGUGCACUUAUCAACUUUCCAUAUUCGAUUUUCAAGAGCCAUGAUAUUACAGUUUCCAGCAUCUAAUGCCUUGACACUUGUCUAUAUGAUUCUGUCUCUUCUUUUACAGCCAAUAUUAUACAAGGUUCAAGUCUUACUGUUGUGAGGCAUAUAACAUUCUUCGGAAAUCCAGCAAUCUCAUACUAAAUCUGUUCCACUUGAUGGCUGGUUCAAACAUCCCCGAUAUAGCCUCUGAACCCGAAAAGGGCAUCCUGAAGGUGACUGCUUUUCUAAGUUUAGUUCCUUCUGCAUGACCCCAAUCACUCUUAGGCUCAACAAAUUUCUCAUCCUACCAGCUUCAAGAGAAAUUUCGGUUGGAUUUGGACGAUGAGCAUGCUGUACAUUUUUUUCAAGACCUUAUCAAUGAAAGCGUCAGUGCAUUGUUUCCACAAAUGGUGGAGACCAUCCAUAGAUGGGCUCAGUAUUGGCGAUGA
Messenger RNA from Spirodela intermedia, 13284 nucleotides. The record is from the annotation of a GenBank genome assembly. NCBI's taxonomy places the organism in Eukaryota, Viridiplantae, Streptophyta, Magnoliopsida, Alismatales, Araceae.